This is a messenger RNA of Entamoeba invadens IP1, 645 nucleotides long. RefSeq lists its product as hypothetical. Gene Ontology annotation, biological process: ubiquitin-dependent protein catabolic process. The record is from RefSeq and is a predicted model, not a curated record. Gene Ontology annotation, molecular function: ubiquitin protein ligase activity. Lineage: Eukaryota; Evosea; Mastigamoebida; Endamoebidae. Bases 1 to 645 code for a protein of 214 amino acids. The transcript has 2 exons.
AUGUCCAUAUGGUAUAUAGACACUACAAUUCAGGCGAGUGUUUCCAUUAUAUCCAAUGUUGUGUUCCGGACUAUUCAAGCGAUCAUAGUGAUGUCGGUGGUUGUCCUCGAGAUCCCCGUGAUGACAUCUCCGCAGACGUUAAUGAUAUUCUUCUGGUCAUUCUGUAAGUCACUCAUUCUCUUCGUCACAGUCCUAGUCUGUCUUCCAUCGAUGCGAAUAUGCGUUGUGUUCGACUUAGUGGAGAAGAUCACACAUCUCUACCUCUCCAUCAUGAUCACAAUUUUGACCUUUGGUCUCAACAAUGUGUAUCUUCUCAAGUCGGUGAUGAUUUUCAUGUCCAUUUUCGACUUGUGGUGCUUCCUCACCUCUGCAAUGAAGAACACCGAGAUGUUCUCGCUUUUCAACGAAUUCGCGCUUAAUGACGAUGACGAAGAAACCUGUGUGUUUUCUUUCUCCUUCCCAUUAAUUCCAUUCAAUUCCGUUCCAAAAUUCCAUUACAAAGAGUGCCCCAUAUGUAUGCAACCGUUCUUAUCAAAACAACCCGUCAAGCUUCUUCCGUGCGGGCAUUAUUUCCACGGCGAGUGCGUCGACUCAUGGACGCAUGAGCACGACAUCUGUCCAUUAUGCAAAGUGUGUUUAAGUUAG